UUUUAUUCGUAUUCUCUGCGAGCGAAGCUAUUGGACAUUCUUCCCUCUGGUCGGCCCGACGAAAGCCCGGAAUUCGUGCAACGUACUACAUUGCUGCCUUUAUCCGAUCUUUAAAACAUCAAUAGAUCCAAUUGAUCCCAAUUCUGCCUGUUAUAUUGUACUGGUAUCUUACUACUUUAUCAUUACUCUUCGGAUCUCUUUAGACUGGCGCUUUCAUAAUAACACCAACCAACCGUGAGCAUGGCCUCAAAGUACUACCUGCCGCUCGCGCUUUUCCUCUUUUCCGCCUAUGCCGGGUUCGCCAUCUUCGCUUUUUCAGACAGAAAUGGCACUCUUAAGCUCGUCGAGCAUUUCGGAACAAGCAAGGUCCUGCCGGGCUCCGGCGAACCUUUGAAAACCAGCUUUACGGGAAUUGAGCCCAUCGACCGCCUAUUAGCUACUUUAACAGUCUUCUUUAUCCCUGUUGUUGAUGGAAGCAACCCCUCACUUCUGCUGCACUCGGUUAAUUUCACUGGAGCUUUCGGCUCGGCCUGGGUUUUGGUUGUCUUAGAAGCAUGGAGAAAAGGCAACUCGGGGAAACUCUUUUCUUUCCCCUCGAUCUUUGGUAUUGGCGCUCAAGUGGCAACUUUUGCUGUGUCUACCCCUCUAUAUCUGGGUCUGCAACUCCUGGGAUCUAAUACAUCAUUCCAGCCCACAGCAAAGAACAUUGCGAUUCCAAGUGCAGUGGUAAAAUCGAUCCCAUUGAUCUUCGUUCUCGCUUAUCAAGUGCCCAGCUUAGCUAUGCUAAUCCCUGCUCCUGGGACAAUCACAUUCGACCAGAAGCAGCUUCUUAUUGCACUCUGGCAGCCUUGGCCAGUAUACGUUUCUAUCCUCACCACUGUGGUCUCGCUAGUGUGCACUAGUUCUGGAAGCGACAGCUCGCCCUCCCAGCUACGGAAGUCUCUUCGAACAGUCUACACUUUUGCUCUUGCCAACGCUUCUCUUAACCAUGUUAUUACAUGGACCAUUUCUCUGACAUCAGUCGUCAAGCCUGAAUUCUUCAGCGAGAAAUACUUGUCGUUAUUGCACCCAAGCCAGGUCUUUGGACCUUACAACCCCUUCGCAAAUGCCGACCUGCAGGUCCAGGAUAUUGGCCAAGGUGUUCAUAUUUUCUUGCAAUGGGACUUCCUUGCUGGUACAUUCGGCGUUCUCUUCUGGGCAGCGAGCGUGAACGCGCUAGCCCGUAGCAAAGUUCAAGGAAAGAUUGGCUGGAUCGGCUUCCUUUUCAAAAUCGCCAAUUUCUUGCUCCUGACUGGACCAGUUGGUACCGCAGUGCAGUUGGUCUGGGAAAGGGAUGAGUUGGUCCUGGAGGACGAAAUCAUCAAGAGUGCAGCUAAGAAGAGCCUGUGAUCGAUGACUUCUUCCAUUAUGUCUUCUUCACAAAUGAACAGUCAUCUGUUUUAAGGGGAAUAAUUGAGUUCUGCAAUAUGCUUUUUCUAGUAUUCUGGCUUUUUGCCUUUUUCAGAGCUAUUUCACACCUCGAACUGUCUAUGGAGACUAAUCCCAAGCUGUGAAGAUGUUACGCAGCCAGAACUUAUGUAUGAACUAAUUGAUCAGCGCAAGUCAGAAUGGCUGAAGUAUGAUCAUUACUUCCUUCAGUGCUUAAAUUACUUCAACCGGUUAGUUACUGUAAUUUAGCUUCCACAAUCAGCAGGGUUGUAAAAUUCUCGGCAAAGUCGUUCUGUAUUCCAAACUCCUUUCAACUAAUACUUAG
Talaromyces proteolyticus is the source of this 1753-nucleotide messenger RNA. RefSeq lists its product as uncharacterized. NCBI's taxonomy places the organism in Eukaryota, Fungi, Ascomycota, Eurotiomycetes, Eurotiales, Trichocomaceae. Bases 241 to 1389 code for a protein of 382 amino acids. The record is from RefSeq and is a predicted model, not a curated record. The transcript is spliced from 2 exons.